AUGCGUUUCAACUCGAUUUUGAGCAUGCUUCUUAGCUGCGGCCUUGCAGCAGCACACAUGGAAAUGAGCUGGCCGUAUCCCCUGCGCAGUCGGUAUGACCCUCAGAACAAAGGGAACGUCGACUACUCCAUGACUAGCCCCCUUCUGAGCGACGGUUCGAACUUCCCUUGCAAAGGCUACCAGAAGAACACCCCCUGGCGUGCCACCACCGAAUACACCGCUGGCAACACCUACAACAUCACGUUGGCCGGUUCCGCCAGACACGGUGGAGGAUCCUGCCAGCUGUCUCUUAGCUACGAUGAUGGCAAGACCUUCAAAGUCAUCGAUUCCAUGGUGGGCGGAUGCCCCCUGGAGUCCAAAUAUGACUUCCAAAUGCCGAGCGAUGUGGCCAACGGUCAGGCCCUGUUUGCCUGGUCCUGGUUCAACCUGGUGGGUAAUCGGGAGAUGUAUAUGAACUGCGCGGAUGUUGUGAUCAGCGGAGCCAGUGGCAGUACGGAUACGUUCGAACGCAAUUAUCCCGACAUGUUCGUGGCCAACGUUGGUAAUGGUUGCUCCACUGUGGAAGGGAAGCACACGGUGUUUGCCAACCCUGGAAAGCAGGUUACCUAUGCAGGUGGUGUUGAUGCGUCGGCGCCCCCGUUCCCCAAAUGCUCUUAA
This is a messenger RNA of Aspergillus alliaceus, 657 nucleotides long. Its product is annotated as lignocellulolytic auxiliary activity family 11 protein. NCBI's taxonomy places the organism in Eukaryota, Fungi, Ascomycota, Eurotiomycetes, Eurotiales, Aspergillaceae. The record is from RefSeq and is a predicted model, not a curated record. Bases 1 to 657 code for a protein of 218 amino acids. The transcript has 2 exons.